CUCAUUUGUCAACAAAAAAAACCAAAAAUAAAAUUUGCAUAAAAAUUUUAUUCGUAAACCUUUUGAACCUUAAUUUGCUGCAAAAAAUUGGACAUGAAAUACUAAAGCAAAUUAAAAGAGUUCAAAAGUGAAGGUAUUUCAGCUUUAAAAAGUGAUAAGAUUGUUUGAUACGAAGGCUUAAGAAAAAAAAAUUAAAGUCAAAGUCCGAAAGAUUACAAACUAGAAUUUUAACAACGUAAUCAUGACUGUAAUUAGUAAAUUUCAAUCUGUUCCAACGACCUGCAUUGAAUAUGUUCAUCCGUGGACGGAUAGCUGCUGGAAUGGAUCAGCUGGACUGCUUAUCGUCUCGUCUUUGGAUAGUUUUAGGAUAUAUACACUUGUUUAUGUUCUUUCACUUUUGAUGCGAGGUCGGAUUCCAAAAUCAAAAGAUAUUGCAAGAACCGUUCUUGGGAUUCUUCAAUCAACAGCAUUUUUAACCACAUCAGCAGUUGCUUAUUCCUCAUAUUUAUGUAUGCUUCGUCGUGUCUUUGGUGGUUUCACAAUGUUAACAGGAAGUUAUGUUCCUGCUUUUUUAUCAAGCGUUACAGCUAUUCUUAUAGAACGACCAUCUAGGCGCGUUCUCUUGUGCCUUUAUGUUGCUAAUGUAGCUUCUGAAUCGCUAUGGAAGAUGGCAGAGUCACGAGGAAUGGUUCGAAGUAUAUGGCGAGGACAAACAAUCAUUUUUGGAGUGUCAACAGCAACUUUACUUUACUAUUUCCGUCGUGGAUGGCAUUUGAAUAAAAAAGAUUCUGUUUAUGACGUUCUUCGAUUUAUUGUCGGUAAGGAUGAGGAAGGCGGCAAUCGUGUCGAAAAAGUUGAAGACAAAAAGAGAAGUAAAAGACUUUUGCAGAGAUAUAUGAUUACCUCUUGGAUAUUAAAAGUCUAUAAUCAAUUAGUCAUUUUUCUUAAAUCAUUUUCAAAACACGAUAAAUGUAAACAUAGUGAUAGUUGUGCAUAUUAUGUAUUUAAUGGUGGAGCAAAGCUUUUUGGAAUUGGAUUAGGAAUACAAGGAAUUCUGAAAUUGGUGCUACAAAUACCAAAAAUAGUUAAAACUCCCAAAAAAGUAUUGUCAUCAAUAUUUUCAAAAGAUACAAUGAGAAUUGGCGCUUUUCUUGGUGGAUUUUCAUUUGUUUAUCGGCUCACCGCAUGCUUCCUUCGAAGAACAUUCAACGACGAUAAACCCGAAUAUGCGAUUCCUUCAACACUUCUUGCCAGCAUUGCGUUCCUUAGUUAUCCAGAUAAGACAGCAGCUCUGUACAUAAUGUGGAAAUCACUCCAACUGACAACAGAAAUGUUAACUGACAAAGGUUACUUACCCAGAGUUCCAUAUGCAACAGUUUUUGUCUAUAGUAUCUUUACGGCUGUUUUGUUCCAUGCUGCAACUUUUGAACCACAAAAUUUGCGUACUAGUUAUUGGAAAUUUUUACAUGGAUUAAGUGGAGGUAGAAUUGCAGUUAUGGAUAGGCGAUCAUUUGAUGUUUGGGGUUUGAACACUCAAGCACAAAUAAUGAAAACAAUUGAAAUCACAAAAACACCUGUUGAUAUAAAAUACAGUUUUGGACGAUGGUGACAUUGGAAACAUUUAAUUGGUAAUGACAAAGAGUGAGGUAAUUCCAUUAGAAUAAGGUGAAUACUUAGGAAAUAAUUUUAAAAUCGGGAUCAUUAAUUUGGAAAAUUUUGAAUGUAAAUUUUAAUACAAAUCCAUUGCCUUGUGCUACAUGAUUCUACUUUUUUGUAGAAAUUAUGGUAAUUUUUCACGAGCAAAAUGCAAAAGAAAUAUUCCAAUGAGACAAGUUUUAACAAAAAACAUUGAAACAUUUGAAUUAUAU
Messenger RNA from Chironomus riparius, 1868 nucleotides. NCBI's taxonomy places the organism in Eukaryota, Metazoa, Arthropoda, Insecta, Diptera, Chironomidae. The record is from the annotation of a GenBank genome assembly.